Messenger RNA from Paramuricea clavata, 1690 nucleotides. Lineage: Eukaryota; Metazoa; Cnidaria; Anthozoa; Malacalcyonacea; Plexauridae. The record is from the annotation of a GenBank genome assembly.
AUGUCUUCUUCUAAGUUGGCAAGAGUUAGCAAGCAGCAUGAAAAAACAUGGUGCGAUUUACACCGGCGUUUGAUUUCGGUACCGUUUUCAUUUGAAGAUGUUUUUACAGAGCCAGUAUACGAGUUCAUCAAAAACAAAUCAAUCGCUUUAAGUACAUCAAUAGGAUAUAUGGUGCCGUGUUUAUUGACGACGACUGCGUUUGUGACCGGCUUGAAUGGUACCACAGUUUCCAGCAGUACAGAUCAUAGAACGACUCUUAAUCUUUACUCAGUCGUAGUAGGACCGCCAACUACAGGCAAAUCGCAAGCGAUGAAAGAAUGUGCGAUGGAUCCUUUGAUUGCUGUUCGUGACAACAACGACUUAGGGGACUUUGUACUCGAAAGAUGUACAACGUCGGCUUUGGUUAAGUGCGUCUCCGACCAGAAGAGAGGAGUUGUUGUUUCGCCUGAAGUGUAUGAUGUUCUGAACAGAAUGUUGAAAAACGAAGAAGAAAAUGGGUCUGGCGAGGUUCAAAUGCUUUGUGAACUAUUCUCGGGUGAGCGGACGUCCUACAAAUAUGCUACGGAGAAAACGCGUAACAUAGGAGAGAACGUGCCAUUUGCAAUCAUAGGCUGUACGCAAGUUCCGUUUGCUGCGCGUUUAAUCUGCCGAAUGGACCAAGGUCACGGCUUGCUUGAUCGUUUCUUGUUUUGGUUUCCAAUGUGUCUGAGGCCAUCACCACAUGAGACCGAAGCAGCAAAAGGGGUGCUAAACCGUAUACCAGUUAAGUCAUUCACUGACGUUUUUCUUGAGAUGUAUUCCUUGCAUUUGGGCAAAAAGGAGUACAGCUUCACUCAAGCAGCCCGGAAGGUCAUUCAGUCUAUCGAGACUGAGUUUAUUACGGAGUUAAACGAGGCAAUAACCGAAGGUAUCCCCUCACCAAAGUCCAAAAGAACCGAUUUGGUGAAAAGAUUGGCGGUCUCGCUCCAUGUGUUUACACACAUUAUUAGCGACCUUGUUGAAGGAAGAAAGCCACGAUCCCCUUCUAAAGAGGUGACUUUGGACACUGUAAAGAAGUCUCUUUUAGUUCUGGAUUAUUGUGAGUCACAGAAACAAAUGGUUAUUGAGGUAAUUAAAAUGAACUAUAUACUUAGUGCUAUGAACAAAUAUACAUAUACUAUUAUUAUAGUGUGUAUUUUGAUAUCUGUUUUGUUAUAUUAAGCACAAAGGUGCCAGUUAUGCAGUACUAUUUGUGGUAUCGAGAGAUUUUGGAUCAUGAUCAUAUUUGUUUCAUGAUUUGUAAUUCUAGUUUAUUGGAACAUUGACGAGCGAGUCUGUGGUUCCUGAGAAGAUGCAGCCUACGUUGGAAGAAAUCAUGAUUGGUGUACUUAUGUUUCCGGGUCCCGUAGUGACAAAACGGUCCUUUAAACAAUCGGCUGGGAGAAAAAUACGUGGGAUAGUUGACAGCGAGUUUCUCACGGCUUUGGAGAGAUUAGAGAAGGAUGGUUGUGGAGUUAUCAAAAAAUUGCGUGCCAGUGUCAAUGCUAGAAGAGAAACUGUGGUCUUUGUGAAAUUAGAAGAAUUGCCUGGAGAAAUAGCUUUGGUUUCGCGAGAUGAGUACAGAAAAAAAUUUCAGUUGCCAAUCCACAAGGCUAUUUCAGAAGCAACAAAAAUACAGCUACAGGAAAAACAAUUGCUUCCGAGCAGCUAG